GCGAAAGAGAUCUCCCAGAUGCGUUCUGCACUCCUAGAGGCGGCGCCCGAGCUACGGAAGGAGCCCGCCAAUUCUUGGAUCCUCAACCUGCAUAGUUCUUUGCAGCACGAUGAGCAGCAGUUGGUCUUUCGGCGAGCUCCGGGCAGCGUGCGGAAAAUCAUUUUGGCCACGAACAUCGCCGAGACGAGCAUCACCAUUGACGAUGUGGGCGUGGUCAUUGACACAGGGCACGUGAAAGAGCUUCGCUAUGAUAGCGGUCGUCGGGUGGCAAGCCUGCAGGAUGUCUUUGAGUGUCGCUCCAGCGCGUUGCAGCGCCGCGGGCGUGCGGGGCGCGUGGCACCAGGUGUUUGCGUGCAUUUGGUCACCAAGUACUGCCACAAUCAGCUGAUGGAAGAGCAUCAAGAGCCUGAGGUGUGCCGAGUUCCCUUGGAAGAACUACUCCUACGGAUCCACGCCGCAGGUCCUUUGAGUGUGAAGCUCUUCGUGAAACAUCCGCUUUGCAUUCGGAGCCGGGAGCAGAAGGGUGACCACAUGCUCCGUCUGCCAGACUUCUUCGACACGACCAUGGAGAUCUGCCAGGCCUUGUUGGAUCCUCCAGAGGAGACGGCGGUACAAAGCGCUCUUAAGCGGCUCAUCAGCCUGGGCCUCUUGACACCUGCUGGCGCCGGGCCACGCGCCACGCGCGCCACGCAGCUCAGCUCCUUGGGUCGUCGGGCGCUGCCGCUGCCGCUGGCGCCGCGCCACGCGAAGCUGGCGCUGCUGGGCUGCGCCUUGGGGCCACGCUGCCGCGAGGUUGCCGUGUCGGCGGCGGCUGCGUUGAAUGCCGCCAGCUGGCCCUUCCAGCCAGGCGCGCCUUGCAGCGCUUCCUUCGAUGAAGGCCGUCGCUUCGAAGCCCGCCGCGUGCACCGGGCCAUCGCGGAGGAGGUCUCCUCACAACUCGCUUGCUCGGACCUGCUGGGAGCGCUGCGGGCCUUCGGCGAGUGGCGCGCGGAGCGCCCCGCGGAGCAGCGCCGUGCCGCGGAGGCCUGGCAUCUCCGGAGCUCAGCGCUGCAGGAGAUCGAUGAGUCACGUUUACAGCUGUUAGAGAUGCUGGAGCCUUUGGGACGAGACACGAGGCACUGUGGCUUGGGCGGUUCGAACGGAGAAUUAGCACCCUGCCUGGCUGGACUUCUUUGUGCUGCAUCCUUUCCACAGCUGGCGUUAGCCAUUCCCAAGGAGACGCUUUCCUCGCGGAUGGGUACAGGGGCAGUGCUGUCGGAGCUCUUCGUACACGAGAAGGGUACCUUGGUGCCAGUGCAGGUGCACCCAUCUUCCAUAUCAGCAAAGGAAAAGAUCUUCGGAACCCCGUUCGUUCUCUAUGAGGAGUUGAUUGAGACAACACGGCUCUAUGUGCGCUGCAUCACCUGCAUACCACCCUUGACUUUGCUUUUGUUCGGCGGCCUGCUCUCAGAGUCCGAGCAGCUGAAGAGCAAUCCCUUGGGGGAAGAGGCCUUUUUGCAGCUGGGCUCAUUCAAGUGGAUUCUUCCGAAGGAGCUUUCGGACCAGAUUCUGGAGAUUCGACGUUUGCUCGAAGGCUUCCUCCAAGCUUGGAUGCUUGGAGCAUCCGAACUCUCCGAGGACUUGGAGAAGGCCCUCUUGGAGGUCUUGAGGCCUGGGAGAUCCACCAUGGAUGGAUCUUAGACCUUGGUCCUUUAUUGAGAUUGGGAGGAUGACACUUGAUGACUCAGAUAUGACGCAUUCAGCUAUGUGACAGACUGAGUCGGAAUACAGAUCAUCUAGCCAAGAGUCGUUGUUCCUCGUAGCUCGAACAUGUUCAGCCCGUAGCAAGUACUAGCGUUGUUUUCUGCGAAAGACUGAUGGACCAGCGAAACUGUUGACCUCAGCCUAUCGGGCCUGUCGGGUGGAGGCAACCAACAGAGAUGAUCAACUGAGAUGAGACUCUUCAUGUUCGAAAUGCAAAAAGGUCUGCAGGAAAAAAUGAAAAGAGCAGACAAAGGUGACAAAGGGAUCAAGAAGAUAAGAAGGAAAUAGAAUGAUUCCAUGUUCGGCUGCACUUGGCUGUGCGUACAUGCCAGAGUGCACUUGCAGGGUCAGCUACUUUGCGUCAGAAGCUUGCAACUGCGACUAAGUCAAGGAAGUCGCAGACUACACCAGUGGCGCUUUUGAGAAAAUGCAAAUCAUCAGGGCUCCGAGAUGUUGACCCAGAACAUCAAGUUCAUCACGAUCUCCUCGAGCACCACCCACACAUCAUUUUCUGCAGUGGACGUUUCAGCUUUGGGUGAACUAGUAGAUCAAUGUCCACAACUGUCGGUGAUCAUGAGUCAUCGUCCUUCCCGAAUCUUCGAAUAUCUCUUGUUGCUUAUUGACACAAAGCGAUUUGACUGCCGCAUGAUGACAAAGUGACCAACAGGCCCUUGCUGUACAUAGACUCAUGUUGCAGCGAAGUCCGGCCAAGAUGGUCAUGGACUUUGCCAUAGAGCUUGCUUGAGCUUGAAAAAAGAGUAUGCCAA
Molecule: messenger RNA, 2510 nt
Organism: Durusdinium trenchii
Lineage: Eukaryota; Dinophyceae; Suessiales; Symbiodiniaceae
Source: the annotation of a GenBank genome assembly